AUGUCCAUCUUCAAUUUAACAAAUAUUUACUCAAAUAAUUUAAUUAGACAACAAUUAAUAUUUUUAUUUUUUAUUACAAUUAUUUUUAAUUUAUUUAAUUUAACAUUUUCUCUAACAAAUGAAUGGGUAUUUAAACAAACUUUUAAUAAUGAGGAGGAAUUAAAACAACAAAAUGGACAAGAAAGAAAAGAUUUUACUGGAUUUAAACUUCUCCGUCUAAAUCCACGUACAGAAAAACAAUUAAAUUGGCUUAGAGAAUUAUAUUCGAGUGAUACAAAUUCUGCCCCUCCUUUUUUUAAUUUAGAUUUUUGGCAGCCGCCAACAAAUAUCGGAGCUUUAGUUGAUUUAACUGUAUCUCCUAUAGAUGCUCCAGCAUUUUUUGGAGAAUUGAGGCAUAGAGAAUUGGAUUAUUUGGUUAUUGCUGAUAAUCUUGAAGAGUUUAGAAUUAUUAUUUUAAAUAUUUUUGGCAUUAAUGAAUGGAAGGGAGGGAGUAUCGAGGUUAUAGCUAUUUUUCUUCUUUAG
Meloidogyne enterolobii is the source of this 522-nucleotide messenger RNA. Lineage: Eukaryota; Metazoa; Nematoda; Chromadorea; Rhabditida; Meloidogynidae. The record is from the annotation of a GenBank genome assembly.